Micropterus salmoides (largemouth bass) is the source of this 3321-nucleotide messenger RNA. It is a transcript of the gene gfra1b, whose product is annotated as gdnf family receptor alpha 1b. The record is from RefSeq and is a predicted model, not a curated record. Gene Ontology annotation, molecular function: signaling receptor activity. The transcript has 10 exons. NCBI's taxonomy places the organism in Eukaryota, Metazoa, Chordata, Actinopteri, Centrarchiformes, Centrarchidae. Bases 528 to 1958 code for a protein of 476 amino acids. Gene Ontology annotation, biological process: nervous system development. Gene Ontology annotation, cellular component: signaling receptor complex; external side of plasma membrane.
CGGAGUUGUUUUGACUUUCCACCUCCUAAACGGAAUGUAUUUUUCCAGCUUUUUUGGGGAUGUAUAAUUUAAAACGCGCUUUCAGUCCGGCCAGGGCUGUGAUGCAGAGUUAAAGUUGAAUGAAUUCCUUUGUUAAGUUGAACUGAUUGGUUUAGAGUUUUACCGCGUGUGUAAAGUUUUGUCCGUGGCAGCUCCUGUGUCGGGUCAGUCUGUGUGCCAGAGCAGCGGUCAGACAGAGGAGCUGACGGGAGCGGAGUGAAGUGGAAAUGGUCCACCACCGGCGCGUUUCUCUGCGUCUCACUUGUCUUUUUUUCUCGCCCGAAACUCCUGCAGGUCUGCACGAUGUGGUAUUAGCUGCUGGUCUCAGGUCGGGAGUUGGGAUUCUCACUGUUGGAUCUACAGGAUGCAUCGUCACCUGAACUCACAUAAUGUGCAGUCCGAAGUAACGCGGUUCUGAGUGACAAGUUCGCUUGACAUUUUCUUUAAACACAUCUUUAAAUCUCACAUACGGAAUCUCCUUAAGCGCAAUGAUUUUAACAACUUUCGUCAUUAUAUUGUCCUUUCUGGACUCAGUGUUCACCUUGAGGGGUGACGGCAGCUCAGCCUCCCGGUCCGUGCGCCUGGACUGCGUGAAGGCCAGUGAGCAGUGUCUAAAGGAGUACAGCUGCAGCACCAAGUACCGGACCAUGAGGCAGUGCGUGGCGGGAAGGGAGAGCAACUUCAGUGCGGUCACCGGUCCCGAGGCGCAGGGCGAGUGCCGCAGCGCAAUAGAUGCCAUGAAGCAGAGCCCCCUCUAUAACUGCAGGUGUAGAAGAGGCAUGAAGAAGGAGAAGAACUGUCUCCGGAUCUUUUGGAGCAUAUUUCAGAGUUUACAGGGUAAUGAUUUGCUUGAAUACUCUCCGUAUGAACCAGUCAACAGCCGGCUCUCAGAUAUCUUCCGCCUGGCCCCCAUCAUAGCUGCUGAGCCUGCAUCCACAAAGGAGAACAACUGCCUGAAUGCUGCCAAGGCCUGUAACCUGAAUGACACAUGUAAGAAAUACCGCUCAGCUUACAUCAACCCCUGUACUAGCAGGGUGUCUGCUUCUGAGGUAUGCAACAAACGCAAAUGCCACAAGGCCCUGCGGCAGUUCUUUGACAAGGUUCCAAAUAAAUACAGCUAUGGGAUGCUGUUUUGCUCGUGUCCAGCGGGGGAUCAGACAGCAUGUGCAGAACGACGACGACAAACAAUUGUACCCAUCUGCUCCUAUGAGGAUAAAGACAAACCAAACUGUCUGUCUCUUCAGAACACAUGCAAGACGAACUACAUCUGCAGGUCAAGGCUGGCAGACUUCAUCAGCAACUGUCAGCCUGAAGCUCGUUCCAUAUCUGGCUGUCUGAGGGAGAACUAUGCUGACUGUCUGCUGUCUUACUCGGGUCUUAUUGGUACAGUGAUGACACCCAAUUAUUUGCGAUCACUUGGUAUUAGCCUGUCACCAUGGUGUGACUGCAGCAGCAGCGGGAACAGCAAGCCAGACUGUGAAAGAUUUGCUGAGUUUUUCACCACCAAUCGAUGCCUACGUAACGCCAUCCAGGCAUUUGGCAAUGGUACUGACGUUGGUGUUUGGCAACCUCAACCCCCAAUUCAGCCUACUGUACUAGAGCCUAGCAUCACUCGGAGGGGUAAAGACCGAACCAAUAACGCACUGGACACACUGACGGACAUGAACAAACUGGAUCUUGAUGGCGAAUCAUUAUAUCACAUCUGCGGGACCUUACAGGCACAAAAACUGGUUUCAAAUCUAACAGUGGAUACUUCUCUAUGUUUGAACCAUCAACUGGAUGAGUCCGGUGACUCAAACGCCAUUGCUAGAAGCUCAGCAGCUGAACACACCUGCUUACAUCACUCAAGUAUGGUCCUCACACUAGCCUUUGCUUUAACACCAAUAGUGUUACAGCUUGAAGGUUUCCAGCUUUUGUAGGAUCUGAGGAGUAUGUAUCAACACUCUAAUCUCAAGAAGUGAUUCAAAUCAUAUUAAUUUAAACCUUUACCAAAGUGGGGCACCUCCAUUUUUCUUGAAAUGGACAGGAGCAACAGAGGACUGUAAGAGCACUGCAAUCACAGACAACAGUGGAUUAUAUCUGAGGAUCGACUGCAUUGGAAACAGACCAGCUGAAGCUGUUGCUGAGAUAUCAGCUCAUUUGCCUUCGGUGCCUCAAGGGGGCAAUUUGGUGAGAUUCACACUUAGGAAAAGUUUUUGGGGGAAUUUUUUUUGGGGGGGGGGCUAAACCCUGUGAUCUGAUAAUCGUGUGAAUAAACUCACUUCAGAACGUGUGCCAUCAGUGCACUUUUGACUGAACUGACAUUUAAUAGACACACUGUCUGGAACAUAAUUCAUAAAACGUGUGAACUCAUUUAAUAGCCAUAACAUUUUGUCAAAGGACAAAGACAAAUCAGUCACAAGAACGUAACAAGUUUCUCUUCUACAUGUUCGGUACUAGGUAUAGAUCAGUUUUGUAGAUUUAUUUGAUUGUUAUGGUGGUUUGUGGUUUUAUCGAGUCGCCCGUAAAAGAACAUUUUGUACAUAUGAAGCAUAAAGUGUACACUCUGUUACAGUAUGCUGCUUUUAGCUUGUAACUUAUAGUCUGUAAUGUUUUGAGAGUCUAUGUUAGUAUCUGGCGACUGAGGCAUCUCAGUUUUAUCCACUGUAGCUAUGGUUUCUAAAAUGUGAUGGGGUAUGGUUCCUUACUCAUGUGGUUACAAAUAUGACUUUAUUGUGUGAUUAUGUUUUGCAAAGUGCAUAAUGUUAUCUUAAACCACAUUUUUAUAGAGGAAUAACAAACUCUCUGUAACAGCAACAAGAACAUAAAGAUCUACAAAAGUGUCUGUAAUGGUUAAAGCGAAGUAAUGUCAUUCUUCUGUUCUAUUGAAAUGCAAGUUUUGAUGGUUUGAUCCAGAUUCUUCAGACUGCCCCUAAUUGAUUUAAUUUUUCAGUCAUUGUUUUGUCUUGGUAGGGCGCAAACGGACAGGGGUUUUGACAAAUAAAGAAUGUGUACAUACCCACAAGUAAAGCAAAUGCCAAAAGAUAGAAGCCAGUAAACAUUAAUUGCUAGCAAUUACUGCUGAUACAAAUGGAGGAAAACACUUAGAUUGUUGUUAUGUACAUGACACCCUCAUUAUCAGAGACAUUAAAAGAAUGUACAACAUAAUGCCAAUGAACACUGAAAACUUAUUUUAAAACAUCUCAAAAAAAAGUGUCAAAUGUGUCACUUCAAUGUAUGAUCCGUGUAGACAUCUAAACUAAAGCCUGUAAUGAUGCAUUACGUUAUAAAUUGUGUAUCGGA